Molecule: messenger RNA, 974 nt
Organism: Phragmites australis (common reed)
Lineage: Eukaryota; Viridiplantae; Streptophyta; Magnoliopsida; Poales; Poaceae
Exons: 5
Coding region: 31-645 (204 amino acids)
Source: RefSeq, a predicted model, not a curated record
GAAACGGGGGCGGAGAGGGAAAGGGAAGCGAUGCGAGGUUCGAGCUCUCGGCGGAGCGGGAGUACUACGACUAUCGCAAGUCCAUAUACGGUGACGUCACCCACCGCGCCUUCCUCGUCGACGCGUUGGCACCCUCAUCGUCCCUGCCCAGCCACACCGCCCAGGUAUGGGGAUGAUGGGAGACCCUUUCGGCAACACAUAGUCACUUCUUCUACAGGCUGUUCCGAUGCACAGUACUUUGAGGAACUGUAUCAAUACUAUAUGACAGAAAAGGCUUGGAAGCUUUGUGAUCCUGAUGCUGAACAUGUAUUCAAAGCUUUAAGGAAGGCUGGUGUUAAAACUGCCGUCGUCUCCAAUUUCGAUACCCAUCUACGGCCACUUCUGCAGGCCCUGAAAUGCGACCACUGGUUUGAUGCACUUGCUGUCUCUGCUAUGGUCGCGGCAGAGAAGCCAAAUCCAACAAUAUUUUUGAAGGCCUGCGAAUUUUUAGGUGUCAAACCUGAAGAAGCUGUGCAUGUUGGCGGUGAUCUCAGAAACGAUAUAUGGGUAGCUAGAGACGCAGGCUGUGAUGCCUGGCUUUGGGGCAGCGAUAUUCACUCUUUCAAGGAGGUUGCUGAGCGGAUUGGCGUUGAGGUCACCAAGUGAACCAUCAAUGGUGCUGCGCUGCCGCCGCUUAGCAGCGAUGAAUACAAUACAAAUACAGUACCCUGGAGUGCGGUCGUGAAGAUGUACAUAGGAGUGAAGUGACCCAUCCUUGUUUCUCGAGCGCCUGUUGUACAAACCCCCUAGAAGAUGACUGCAUAUUGGUUAUUAGCUAAAGGUGCUUGUGUUAGGGAAUAAAUCCAUCUGGGCUGCAGGAAAUUCACUAAUCACAUUAACACUUUUGUAAUUAAUGCGGAAAUUAGAGGUUAUAACAUGAAUUUGGUGAAGUCAUCCCUUUCCUGUCGAUACGAGGCCCACCAAUUUCUAUUCAA